This is a messenger RNA of Coregonus clupeaformis (lake whitefish), 1432 nucleotides long. RefSeq names its product tubulin--tyrosine ligase-like protein 12. Gene Ontology annotation, biological process: protein modification process. The transcript is spliced from 2 exons. Lineage: Eukaryota; Metazoa; Chordata; Actinopteri; Salmoniformes; Salmonidae. The record is from RefSeq and is a predicted model, not a curated record. Bases 247 to 507 code for a protein of 86 amino acids.
ACACUGUUCGAUUCUGUAUUGUCAGUGCUACCAAGAGCCGACAACCAGCAAGUAUUCUCUUCGAUAUUUCAGUACAGUUAAAUAUGUCUUUGAAGAACAGGAAACUAUUUUAAUUGUGCGUCGGGAACACUGUCAUUCUGCCAUUUACAAAGACUAAAGAAACGUUUUUAAACCAGGUUUAUUCUCGCUUUGUAGAUGUCUCUGUUGGAAAACUAGGAACGGGAAGACGCUGAUCUGUGAACCAAGAUGAGUGGGACCAACGCGUUGUCUGGAGCGGCGCCCUGCGGCUUCGCUCACUACUUUGUGAUAUGCGGAAUAGACACCGAAACUGGGCUGGAACCGGACGAAUUAGCCGGUGAACGUGUGAUGAAGCCUCAGAUCCUGGAGGUGAACUUCAGUCCAGACUGCGCCCGGGCCUGCCUCUAUCACCCUGGCUUCUAUGACCACAUGUUCCAAACGCUCUUCCUGGAUGAGGCUGAUCAGUGCCCUGUCACUCAGGUCUCAUGAUGACUUCUAACCCCUGAACUCAAACACCUUCCAUAUUACGCAGUUGAAAAGACCCAUUUGGAAAAUGUGUUUUUCCCCUUUCUUGUAGGAAUUGAUCAUGAGUAAUGGUCUGGACCAGAGGUGCCAAAUUAAUUUUGCCCCGUGGGCCACAUUCGGUCUCCACCGAGGUCCGGAGGAUCGCUCUUAAAAUGGAUUAUAUUUCCUUGCCAUCAAAAUUAGCAAAGAAAUUGUUUUUAAAUCACUUUUGGAUUUUUCUAUGCUCACUGACUGUCUAGAUUUUGUUUCGAUGACUGUAGGUUCAUGAUCAUUUCUACACAGUUUUGAUUUGGCUUUAGUAAUUUUGAAUGUCAAAUGAGUUUUUCCCCGAAUGUAUUUAUAUUUUUUUAUAAAUUCAAACCUCCUGCGGGACGGAUUGAAGGGCUUGCGGGCCGGAUCUGGGCCACAGGCUUUAUUUUUGACACCCCUGGUCUGGACUGAUGCACACUGAUCACUCUCACACACCCACCCACCCACACACCCACCCAGUGUAAAGUAGGUAGGCCCAGAGUAGGGGUGGUAAGGGGAGGCCAAGGUGGGGAAAGAGUGGGGACAAAGUAGAUGUUGGGUAGGUGAUCUAGAAGGAGGACAAGAGGAAAGGCAAGUUUUCGCCACUCCAGUACAAAACACUGGAGGAAGUCAACCACUGCACUUCCUGCUGGAGAGGACUGCUGAUCAGGCAGUCUCUGUCUCACACACACACUUAAGCCCUUCACUCCUACAUAUCUGUAUCCUGUAACAGGGAGAGAGAGUGAAGUAAGGGCCUUGCACUGUUCUGCUCUGUGGUUUCUCUCUCUUCUCUCUGUCUCGAUCCUUCUCCAACUUCUAAGGAAACAGGUUUAUGUUGUAUAUUUUCUGAUUGGUAUUAAACCUCAUGGAAAUGAACUGA